This is a messenger RNA of Colletotrichum gloeosporioides, 2751 nucleotides long. RefSeq names its product putative xanthine/uracil permease. NCBI's taxonomy places the organism in Eukaryota, Fungi, Ascomycota, Sordariomycetes, Glomerellales, Glomerellaceae. Gene Ontology annotation, molecular function: cysteine-type deubiquitinase activity; purine nucleobase transmembrane transporter activity. Gene Ontology annotation, biological process: ubiquitin-dependent protein catabolic process; transmembrane transport. Gene Ontology annotation, cellular component: plasma membrane. The record is from RefSeq and is a predicted model, not a curated record. The transcript is spliced from 9 exons. The coding region runs from base 1 to 2751 and encodes 916 amino acids.
AUGAGCAACAUGUCUACACACUCCAACAUGGAGCGUUUGGAAGCUGAACCGCCCGUUGGAUCCCCCGUCCGCCGCGGCCAUCCCAAGUUCCGCGGCAUGUGGAAGGCUGUCGAUCGCUUCGACAAGACGAUUUCGUCUUCUACCUUUGGACGAAUUUUCAGAUUGGAAGGGAGCGGUCACCCUAAGGAGAUCCCCGACUCGUCGUUCCUACGGGAAAUCCGCGCCGGAGCCACUACGUUCGCGACCAUGGCAUACAUCAUUGCAGUCAACGCCAUCAUUCUCUCGCAGACCGGUGGUAAUUGCGUCUGCGACCUGGAAAACAGGGCUGACUGCGAUACCAUUGACGCCUACAAGGCGUGCAAGGAGGACGUUCGGCGUGAUCUGAUCACUGCGACUGCCGCCAUCGCCGGCCUUGCCAGCUUCAUCUUUGGCUUCUUCACCAACCUGCCCGUGGCCUUGGCUCCCGGCAUGGGCCUCAACGCCUACUUCGCCUUCCAAGUCGUCGGCCCCAACGGCUCCGGAAACAUCCCGUACUCGGUCGCCCUGACGGCAGUCUUUGUCGAGGGUCUCAUCUUCAUCUUCCUCGCGCUCACCGGAAUGCGUCAAUGGCUCGUCAAGCUCAUCCCCGCAACGAUCAAGACGGCAACCGGGGUCGGUAUCGGUUUCUUCCUCACAGAGAUUGGCCUUUCGUACUCGACCGGCAUCGGUGCCAUUACGGGCGGCUGGAAAGCCACCCCUCUGGCCAUCGCCGGGUGCCCUAUCGAAAUGAUUGACCCUGAGUCUCAAAUGUGCAAGGGAGGUCUCAUGUCAAGUCCCAAGAUGUGGACUGCCAUUUUUGCCGGCGGCGUCGUCACAGCCUACCUCAUGUCGUUCCGUGUCAAGUACGCCCUCAUCAUCGGCAUCGCCCUGGUGUCCAUCCUCUCGUGGCCUCGCAACACCGCCAUCACCUACUUCCCCUACACCGAGGAGGGCGACGCUCGCUUCGACUUUUUCAAGAACGUCGUCUCGUUCCAUCCCAUCCGGAACACUCUGAAUGCUCUCGACUGGGACGUCGCCAAGAAUGGCUCGCAGUUCGCCCUGGCUCUCUUCACCUUUCUGUACGUCGACAUCAUUGACGCCACGGCCACUCUCUACUCCAUGGUUCGCUUCUGCGGCGUUGUCGACCCCAAGGACGGCGACUUCCCCCGGUCCACCAUCGCCUACUGCUGCGACGCUGCAUGCAUCUCCAUCGGUGCGCUGUUCGGCUGCUCGCCCGUCACCGCCUUCAUCGAGAGCGGCGCGGGCAUCGCCGAGGGUGGUCGCACCGGUCUGACGGCCAUGACCACGGGGCUCUGCUUCCUCAUCUCCAUCUUUUUUGCCCCCGUGUUCGCCUCCAUUCCUCCUUGGGCAACCGGCUGCACGCUUGUUUUGGUUGGCUGCAUGAUGAUUCGCCAAAUCACACAGAUCAACUGGCGCUACAUUGGCGACGUGCUUCCCUCGUUUGUGGUUAUGACCUUUAUCCCCUUCUCCUACAGCGUGGCCUACGGUCUCAUUGCGGGCGUCUUUGUGUACACCGUCCUCAACGGCCUCAUCGCUCUGACUGUCUGGCUCUCUGGCGGCAGGUUGGAGCCUCGUGAAUAUGACAUGAAGGAGUACUGGUCUUGGAAGGGCUCUGGCAAGCAGCCCUGGUUCGUUCGCGCUGUACGCGCUCAAGGCUGCUUCGGCCAUGCAGACGCCGACAGUAAGCGUUCGUUCAACAUGCAAGACCCCGACCACGAGAGCUCGUUCCGGACGAGCUCGCGCCUGGAUUCGUCGGACCAGAAGGAGGGUGUCGCAAUGCUAACCGCCCAGGGUGUCUUCACCUACCUCCUCGAGAACCUCGGCGUCAAAGGCGUCCAGUUUGAGGAGCUCCUGACGCUCUCACCCGACGAGCUGGCCCCUCUCCAGCCCGUCUACGGCAUCAUCUUCCUCUUCCGCUACCCGUCCGAAGGCCUGCCCGCGCGUGCGCCCGAAUCCUUCGACCGCGAUGCCGCCGAACAAAUCUUCUUUGCCCAGCAAACCAUCCAGAACGCCUGCGGCACGCAAGCCCUGCUGAGCGUCGUCCUCAACAAGACGGCCGACAUCGAGAUUGGCGACAAGCUCACAGAGUUCCGCGACUUCACCAUGGUGCUGCCGCCCGAGUUCCGCGGCGAGGCCCUCAGCAACUCGGACCUCAUCCGCGACGUCCACAACAGCUUCGCCAAGAGCAGUCCCUUCGUCGACGAGACGCAAAAGACGGGCGAGGCCGAGGACGCCUUCCACUUCAUCGCAUACACCCCCAUCAACGGCAAGCUGUACGAGCUCGACGGCCUGCAGCCCGCCCCCAUCUCCCACGGUCCCUGCGACACCGAUAAUUUCCCCGCCAAGGUCAUGCAGAUCCUGCAGGAGCGCGUGCUCACCUACGCCAGCUCCGAGAUCCGCUUCAACGUGCUCGCCAUGGUGCGCGACCCCCGCAUCGCCGCGCGCGAGAUUGGCGACGCCGAGACGCUCGAGCGCGAGAACGAGAAGCGCCGCAACUGGCGGUUCGAGAACGCCCUCCGCCGGCACAAUUUUGUGGGCUUCGCGGGCGAGGUCCUCAAGGGCGUCGUCGCGCAAAAGAUUGACAAGGGCGAUGCCGAGUACGAUGCGUGGAUCAAGGAGGGUCUCGAGCGGAGGAAGCGGGACGAGGAUGCCGUGAGACUGCGCCGGAAGAUGGGCGGCGGCGGUGAUGAGGAUGAGGAGAUGAUGGGCUGA